AAUGUCUUGGUAAAAAUAAUUAGGUAAUUCUGUUAAAGAAUUGCGAUUUGUAUUUUGCCAAACAUGUGGUAGAUCUGAAGGUAUAAGGUAAUGAUGUAUUAUUAAAUUCUAGAAAUCUAGUCACUAAAAAUUAUUGGCAAUGGAAAGAAGCAAAUCCAACAUUCCCAUUUGUAGUGAGAGAAUGUGAAUCAAUAGAUCCUUAUAUUCUUAUUAGAUAUAGUAUUUAUAAAUUAAAUUGGUAGAAUAUGGAGUUGAAAAGAAAGCAUUGAUAGGCAACUUAAACGAAUAGGAAUUAGAAUAAGUUUUAGGAUAACUUAUUGCUUAAUCUAAUAAAGUUAAUUCAACUAUCUGAAU
Paramecium pentaurelia is the source of this 354-nucleotide messenger RNA. Lineage: Eukaryota; Ciliophora; Oligohymenophorea; Peniculida; Parameciidae. The record is from the annotation of a GenBank genome assembly.